AUGGGCGCAGAAGGACACGGGCGGCGCGGUGAAUCCGGGGAGGGUGCGCGAGCUGCGCAAGGGGCUGCGGCGGACGGGGCCUGUGCGCAUACCUCCUCCCCGCGCCGCAUUCAUUACACAGGCGCGGGAGAGGGGAGAGGCAGUGGCGGUGGUGUUCAACCUGGUGGACGGCAUAGUGGACUCAAACCUUUUCCCUUCUUUACCCUCUUCUUCCCCCCCGGGCGCCCCCCGUUCCCCUUCCCCCCCUCCCCGUGCACACACCACGCGCAAGAGAGGGGAGAGGCAGUGGCGGUGGCGUGGGAGAAGGGAGAGGCAGUGGAGGUGGUUUUCAACCUCGCGCGGGAGAGGGGAGAGGCAGUGGCGGUGGUGUUCAACCUGGUGGACUCCUUCCUGGGCGCCAAGGCGCGGCACUUCGCAUUCAUGCUGCGCGGGAUGAGAGAGGUGCAGGGCUCCUUUGCGGCGCUCGGGAUCCCCUUCUUCCUCUUCCAGGGCAAGGCAGAGGAGACGGUUCCGGACUUUGCAAUGCGAUGUGGCGCGUCGCUAUUGGUCACCGACUUCUCCCCGCUGCGCAUCGGGAGGCACUGGCGCGAGGGGGUGUGUGCGAGGCUGGCAGAUCUGGAGCUCAGCCAAUCAGGAAGCGGCAGCAGCAGCAGGCAAGGGGCCACAUUAGCAGACAGAGCAGCAGAAGGAGAAGCAGGAGAAGCGGCAGGAGGGAGGAAAGGGGCGGGAGGGAGGGAAGGGACGGCAGGGAGGGAUGAGCUGUGGGACGCGCAGGUGGGGCUGACAGGUGUGCAUGAGGUGGACGCCCACAACGUGGUGCCCAUCUGGGCCGCUUCAGACAAGUUAGAGUACGCCGCCCGCACCAUCCGCACCAAAAUACACCGGAAAUUGCCAGAGUACUUGGUGGAGUACCCCCAGUUGGAGCCGGGGUGCACUGUGGAGUGGACAGGGGAGAAGCCGUCGCCUGUGGACUGGGACUCGUUAAUAGCUGCUGUGAUCAGGGCUGGUCCCGAGGUACCAGAGGUUGACUGGAUAGUCGCAGGGGAGGCAGCAGCAGCAGCAGGGCUGAAGACGUUUCUAGACAAGAGGUUGAGGGGGUACGACAGCGGGCGCAACGACCCGUCUAAGGGUCCCACCACCCUGUCGGGGCUCUCCCCCUGGCUGCACUACGGACAGGUCGCCCCCCAACGGUGCGCCCUGGAGGCGAGGAAGCUGAGGAAGCAGCACAGCAAGGUGAGGAGGGUAGCAGCAGUGGGUUCUGUCGGGGCUCUCCCCCUGGCUGCACUACGGGCAGAUUGCCCCCUAGCGAUGCGCCCUGGAGGCGAGACAAUUGAGGAAGCAGCACAGCAAGGUGAUAAGGGUAGCAGGGCGGUGGAUGCGUUUUUAGAGGAGCUGGCAGUGGACGCGUUUCUAGAGGAGCUGGUGGUGCGCAGGGGGCUGGCAGUGGACGCGUUUUUAGAGGAGCUGGUGGUGCGGAGGGAGCUGGCGGACAACUACUGCUUCCACCAGCCGCUGUACGACUCACUGGGGGGCGCGUGGGGGUGGGCGCAGCAAUCCCUGGACGCACACCGCGCAGACAAGAGAGAGUUUGUUUACACGGCAGCGCAGUGGGAAGCAGCCAAGACGCACGACCAGCUGUGGAACGCCGCUCAGCUGGAGCUGGUUCACUACGGCAAGAUGCACGGUUUCAUGCGCAUGUACUGGGCGAAGAAGAUUCUAGAGUGGUCUGAGUCACCAGAGGAAGCUCUCAGAAUAGCAAUCGAGCAGAAUGAUAAGUACUCAUUGGACGGUCGCGAUCCCAACGGCUAUGUAGGCUGCAUGUGGUCCAUUGCGGGCGUGCACGACCAGGGCUGGGCGGAGCGCAAAGUGUUUGGCAAGAUUCGUUAUAUGAACGCAGCGGGGUGCAAGAGGAAGUUUGACGUGGAGGCUUAUAUAGGGUACGUGCGGCGCAUGGUGGCUGCAGUGAAGAAGAAAGGCCCGGCUGCUGUUUCUCCAGGCGGUGCUGCUGCCUCCCCCGCUGCCACUGCCAAUGCUGCCACUGCAACUGCUGCCCGUCUUAGGGCUGGUAAACCCACAGCCUAG
Closterium sp. NIES-65 is the source of this 2082-nucleotide messenger RNA. NCBI's taxonomy places the organism in Eukaryota, Viridiplantae, Streptophyta, Zygnematophyceae, Desmidiales, Closteriaceae. The record is from the annotation of a GenBank genome assembly.